AUUUGUUUCGUUUCGGUAUGUGUUCCAAGUAGCAUUUUAGAAAAGCAUCAACGUCAAUGUUGGUGUUUGUGUGGUCUGACUUGAGCAGAUGAACAAGUACGUGAAAAUUCGUCAAAUUGGCCAGGGGUCAUUCGGUAAAGUGUUCCUGGUUAGACAUAAACAAUCUUUUGUGAAUUAUGUUAUCAAAGAAAUCGUUAUAUCUGGAAUGUCUACCAGUGAACGUGAAGAUGCUAGAAAAGAAGUCGCAAUGCUGGCAACUCUCAAACACAAAAACAUUGUUUCCUAUAUAGAAUCUUUUGAAGAAUCUGGACGACUCUAUAUUGUUAUGACAUAUUGUGAAGGAGGUGAUCUCUACUCUAGAAUUAAUGACCAAAAAGGUAUAGAAUUCUGUGAAGAGCAAAUCUUAGAUUGGUUUGUUCAAAUAUGCUUGGCUGUGAAAUAUAUCCAUGACAAAAACAUCUUACACAGAGACAUAAAAUCUCAGAAUAUAUUUUUAACGAAAGAUGGAACAGUGAAAAUUGGAGAUUUUGGUAUUUCCAAAGUAUUAAACAGUACCUGUGAUAUGGCAAAAACUUGUAUAGGAACACCUUUCUACCUUUCUCCAGAGAUUUGUGAAAAUCGGCCAUAUAACACUAAAAGUGAUAUCUGGUCCUUAGGUUGUGUUCUCUAUGAGCUUACCAAUUUACGCCACCCGUUCGAAGCCAGGAAUUUGAACAACUUAGUUUUUAAAAUUGUGAGUGGCAGAUAUCCACCAGUCCCUGCAAAAUAUUCAUCCAAUCUCAGGGACUUAAUUUCUGUGAUGUUGAAACGCUCAGCAAUGGAGCGUCCUUCAAUUAACAAUGUAUUGAAAUAUCCUUUUGUUGUAAAGAGACUAGUGAAGUUUACAGUUGGCAUUGAUCUUUCUCAGAAUAAUAACCCUCAUGAUGUUCGUUCCUCAGUACAAUCUCGACCCCAGUCAGCAGCAUCACGACCCUCUUCUGCGGCUUCUGGGUGCUCUAGAGCUUCUAAUAAUGGAAAGUAUGACCCAGCACGGAUUUAUGGACGCAAAGCUAGUGAAAGCAGGCCUGGAAGUGGUACCAAAAAGAAAAAAGUUACUGCAUCAGAGAGAAAGACACCAGAGAGAACAGUUACACCAAGCAAACAGAGAACACCUGGUAUUUCAGCCGUUCGUGGUGCAGGGGACUACAAGAGGUACUAUGAAGCCCUUGAUAAAAUGGACAAAGCACGAGUAACCAGGUCACCAAAACCCUCUAAUCAAGCAUGGUACAUGAAUCAAGCUCGACAUAAACCAUUAAAUGUCUUAGGAGGAAAAGCUGUUAGUCCUAGGAACAGGUUCAGUCCUACACCUUGCCAAAGUAGAAUUGUCUCUGAUUUUCAUCAACGUAGAGCUGAUGCUGCUCGUAACAAGUUAAAGGUUCAGGGCCAGAAAUUUGCACUGCCAGACCAAUCACACACACCCUCACCUAGGAAUGCCAUACUUCAUGGUACCACUGCUCAGAAGAGGCAACAACAGGAGAAGGAAUAUCUUUUACACAUUCAGAAAAUAGCUGAGGAAAAUUUCCAGGAAAGGCAGAAACUAUACCGAGAACAAAAAUCAAAUUUGAAACAAAAAGAGCCUAAACCAUCAUCGAAAUCUGUGACACAAGUAUUGAGAGAGAUUGGAGUUGAAGAGAAACCACGUCUGGAGAUCUCAAAGGAGGAUGUUGUCAUAAGAGCUAAUAAAGAUGAGAAAAAGCCCCAAGAUCCAUCCCGAGCUCCUCCUCGUCUACGAUGGAGUCAAAAAGAAACUGUUCACUUAGAAAACCUCCCCCUUGAAGAUCCCCUCGCAGAAUCUGAUGAAGUUGCAGUCUCUCAAGCUCGACAAAAAUGGAAGUAUCGAAAUUCUGUCAUUGAAAUACUGGAGAAUAAAUCUUUAGUUGAUCCAACACUGGUAAUAACUGAAGAAGCUGCUGAGGACCUUCUUUCAAAGAAUCAAGUAUUAAGAAAUCCUGUUCAAGGCUUGACUUCAGGAAAUACUCCAGUGACAUCUGGCAUAGCUCCACCAAACAGUUCCAAACCAAAAGCAUUGAAGCAAGAAAGUAUUCCACAACCUGAGUCAUUUUUUGUGCCUUUUGACAAUAGUCCAGGAAAUAACAAUAAAGCUGAGACCCCACCCAAAACUCAGAAUACUAAAUCUGUCAGUAAUGCUGUUCCUGUUGAAAAACCAAUCUCAAAUGCAACAUUUCAAAUUCCAAAACGUGUAGAUGAUAGUGCUUUCUCUGAAAACAAUUUACAGCCAAUAAAACCAUUAAAAGGUGACGUAAAGCAACAAGAACCAAGUGAGACGGAGCAGACAUUGCCUGUAGAAAAAGAAUCUCAAUCUUUAGUGGAAGAGGUACCUGUGUUACAACAUUCGUUUUCAAGCCCUCAGUUGGAUUCAAUAAAUGAUCUUCCAGAACAAAAAGAUGAGCUAAUGAGGACUCGGUCAGUACCAGAUCUCACUAGUCUGUUCCAAACUGCUGAUAGCAAAAUAAAAGAAACUACUGAAAAUCUAGAUAACUUAAAAAAGGAAUCACAGAAAACUGAUGUCCUGAAGCGACUUUCUCAAGUUUCUGGUGAUUUUGAACCAAGCCUCGAAGAGACAGAUGAAAUUAGUCUGGUACGGCAAUCUAUGCAAGAUGUAUUGACAAAAAGUUUAGAUGAUGAAGAUAGUGAUGGAGAUGAUGGUGUCAGCUUAAUGUCUGACCAAACAGAACCAGAGCUGAAGAAUAUUAAAGAGGAAGAUGAGUGUGAAGAUGAUUAUGAUGAUGUCAGCCUAGAACAUAGGGAUACUGACAGUAAAUGCAAUUUAUAUCUUUCAGCUUUAAUGGAAGAAAAUGCUGAGGAUGAAGAAGCAAAUGCUGAUAUUUUCUCAAAGCUGGAAGAACGAAGGGAGCAACUUGAAAACGAUGUUGGCGGUGCACUUUUGAAAAAGGUUUACUGGAUGAUACAUGUAAGUAAACUACUUUUGUUUUCCUUUGCCUUCUACUGUUUCAUCAAGUUUGAAAUGUUUUGAAAUAGUAUUAUCUCUGACAAAAGUGUUGAGUUAGCUAGAGUCCUCAAAGAAUUGAAAUCAUCUACACUAUGCAAUGUAGAGAAAGGUAUAGAAGAUUUAGUCAAAUCCUUUUCUCAUUCUGACACAAUCUUGGAUAUUCUUAUCAUCAUCAUUUUACAUUUGCCUUCCAUGCUAGCAUGGGCUGGAUAGAUUAUCACUACCCAAAAUCAGUUUUAUUUGGAGUUACUGUUCUCCUAGACGGAUUGGAAGACCAGAUCUUUAAACAAUUCGUUUCUGACAUGGUUUCUAUGACUGGAUACCAUUCUUAAUACCAACCAUUUUAUAGUGUACUUUGGAUGCAUUUUAUUGUGGCACCAAUGAAUUCUCUCCUCACAUUGUCUCUGUUCUUUCAAGGCAAGAGGGCUAACAGAAGAGAAUAAUGACCAAGCAGGCAAAAGAACUGAGAGUAUAAGUGUGAUGUUAUGUUAUGCUUCUUCUUAUAUCCUUACAGGCUAAUCUUGUUGAAUGGUAU
Molecule: messenger RNA, 3545 nt
Organism: Octopus sinensis (East Asian common octopus)
Lineage: Eukaryota; Metazoa; Mollusca; Cephalopoda; Octopoda; Octopodidae
Product: serine/threonine-protein kinase Nek5
Exons: 36
Coding region: 89-3034 (981 amino acids)
Biological process (GO): protein phosphorylation
Molecular function (GO): protein kinase activity; ATP binding
Source: RefSeq, a predicted model, not a curated record